UGUCGGCUAUGCUCGACCAUUUGGAGGGGCACGAGCACAUGAGCAGUUGAGCACUUCAUGAAGAUGCUCAAGUCGUGCCCUUUCCGGACAAGGGAGAUUGUGCAUAAGCUGGUGGCCCAAGGGGCGAAGGUGCUGCCAAGCGACAAGAAGACUCACUACCUAUUGCAGAACUACCGGCAGUUGCACAACAUCAAGGAGGGGGGGGCUGCAACAAACGACGAUGAUGCGGACGCGGUUGUUCGUCAUGGUUACGAGGAGCCACAACCGCCGGUUGCUGCAGGGAGGGAGGCGGUCAAGGAGACGGCGCAGCGGGGAAGUGCAGCGGGGGAGACGCUGCGAGAAGAGUGUCAAUCCACCACAAGGGCGGUUCCGGUGCAGCAAACAACCAUCACGAGAUGGGUGGACAAUGCAACUCAAAAGAAGUUGGACAUUGCAUGGGCGGAGGCAAUGUUCCGGGCGGGAAUCGCGUUCAAUUUUUUGAACUUCGACACCACUCUCAAACUGCACGAGCAAGUGCAGCCUCUGACUACAUGCUGGGAUGUCACGGGCUGCACUUUCAUCACGAACGGGUCGACCGAUCGAAGGGAAAAACCUGUCAUGAAUUUCUUGGGGGCGGGGGAGCAGGGAGCGGUGCUGGUGGCAACGGUGUCGAUGGAUGGAAGGAAGAAGACCGGACCAGCGCUGGCCAGACUUUGGGAGAAGAUAAUGAGGGAGAUCGGGCUGCAACGCAUCAAUGCAAUUUGCACCGACAAUGCGGAGGUGAACAAGAAGGCCGCACAGAUUUUGGAGUGGCACACGGAUUUGGCGGUUUCACGGAUACCUUGGGUUCCGUGUGCUGUGCAUUGCUGCAGCUUGCUGCUUCGGGACAUCAGCAAGUUGGAUUGGAUGAAGGGCACGGUGAAGCGGAGCCACACCAUUGUCAAGUUUAUACGGAACCACCACUGCACACAUAGCCUAAUGAUGUCGUUGGAUGACUCAUUAUUGCUGUUGCGACCAACUGAGGUCCGUUUUGGGUCGGUCUACAUGAUGAUGGAGCGGUUGUACGAUCGGAGGGCGAUUUUGAAGCAGAUGGUCGAAGGGAGCCUAGUCGGGAGAUGGAAGGCGAUGCGGUGGUCGACGACGAAGCUGCAGUCCAAGGCGGAUCUUGUCUUCUUCACAUUGCGGAGUGAGGGUUGGUGGCCAGAGUUGAAGAAGGUGGUGGAGGUGAUGGAGCCAUUGUAUGUAUUGCUUCGGAGGAUGGACAAGGACGGGACUGCCCCGUCAAACCUUGUGGAGUACGACCGGCUAAUGGAGAGGAUGCUGGCGGAGAUCGUGCUGACAGAGGAGCAGCGACGUAUGGUGCUCGAGAAGGUGAGGGACUGCAUGAAGAUGAUGCCGCAACCGGUACACGCCUUGGCUUUUCUUCUCGACCAACGGAGGAGAGAGCCGAAGUGGUUGUUGGACCGGGACAACGCACUUGUGCAGAAUGCUCUACGUUAUUUGCAACGGCGGAUCGGCGGUGCUUGGAAAUCAGACGCCCACGUGCAGAUUCUCAGCGACCUGCGAGAGUUCCACACGAAACCGACCGGGUACAACCCCCGGCGGAAGGACAAGAAAAUGUGGGAUGGUGAUGCGGUCGCAAAUUCUAACACCAUCUCGCCAUCGGAGUGGUGGGCAACUCAUGGUGGCGAUGUGCCGGAGCUACAAGCCAUUGCCAUGAAAGUAAUGGGCAUGUGGAGCUCGGCGACUCCGGCGGAGCGGAAUUGGUCUUCGAUGGACUUGGUCCACUCGAAGCGGCGGAAUCGGUUGAACCCCUCAACCUUGGAGAAGUUGGUGUAUAUUCACUGGAAUAUGCAGCUGCUGCACUCCGGGAAGAACUUGAAGGACGCCGGCUACAUCGACUUGUGGACGCAGUUCUUCGAGUCUCUUUCGGAGCCUGAGGUGGACGAUGGUUCUAUUUUGAAGGACUCCUUGGAGGAGAAGGACAAGACGAAGGACGAGCUGGUGCGGGAACGGGCCUUCAUCAAGACACCAAAGGGCCGGAUUCCGAAGAGCCUCGAAGACGAGGAGAAGGAGGAGAAGUGCACCGAUGACAGCGACCUUGACGACGAGGUGUGGAAGGGGAAGACUCCAUGGUCGGAAGCGUCUAGCGAAGGGGAAGAUGAUGAGUCAUUGGACGAUGACUUUGAGUUGGGAAUCCCGCCGUCAACACCGUGCACUACAUAUGUUGGGAGGAGGGAAGCAGCACAGCGCCGUCGAGAACGGCCGCCCACAACACCAUCUCAAUGCACGGCGAACACCACAGCGCAUUACAACAUCCAAUCGGAUGUCGAGAGGAGGAGAAAGAAGAGGCGACAGGCCAGCGAGAGGAGGAGGCAGAACACGAGAUUGGCCAGCCAGGAGGAAGAAGAAAAGAUGGAGGAGCAAGAGGAGGGAGAAGAAGAGGCUGGCAUGGAGCAACGAGAGGAGGAGAUGGAACAGGAGCAAGGGGAGGGCACGGACCAGCAAGAAGAGGAGCUGGAGGAGAGUGAGAAGGAGCAGCAGCAGGAAAAGACCGCGAACAUUGAGGAGGAGCAGCAGCAGCAUGCACCGACGACCGUGUACAAGCGUCGGAAGCGAACUGUGGAGGCUGCUGGCUCAUCGGAGAAUUCCCCCGACUUCCCAGCCAACAAAGCGGAAUCCCAACACGACAACCUGUGGGUCAGCAGGGUUGGAAGGAAGAGGAAGGCGCCCUGUGAGGACGAACGAUCGAAGCCAGAACUUCCACGGGGCAGGCCUCGGAAGAACGCAACUGCGGAUCCGGCUGCAAAGCCGAAAAAAAAACAACAGCGGUGCAAACAAAUUGUUGAGGAUGACCCCGAAUCCAGCAACUGCAGCGAGCAGUUUGCCGAAGACGAGGGUGGCACCGCUGACUGAGAUGGUGUGUUCGUGUUUGUGAGUGCGUGUGGAGAGAGAGAGAGAGAGAGAGAGAGAGAGAGAGAGAGAGAGAGAGAGAGAUGUGUUCGAAUGUGGACGGAUAUUGGCUGUAUGCAGCUGAUAUGCUGCUAAAGAACUCAUAGAUUUCCUGCAAGUUGUCAGUCUAAAAGUCUUCUUCUUCGUCUUGUCAAUCUUAUCAGUCUUCUUCUUCUUCUCCUUCUCGUCAGUCUUCUGCAUUUUUUGUCAGAAUGAAAGGGUCGAUAAACG
Chara braunii is the source of this 3162-nucleotide messenger RNA. The record is from the annotation of a GenBank genome assembly. Lineage: Eukaryota; Viridiplantae; Streptophyta; Charophyceae; Charales; Characeae.